CAGGCGGAGGCUCACAGCGCGGCGCCGGGGCCGGGGCCAGCACCGGGAUGGCAGCUCAGCGGCUGGGCAAGCGGGUGCUGAGCAAGCUGCAGUCUCCGUCGCGGGCUCGCGGGCCGGGGGGCAGCUCCGGGGGGUUGCAGAAACGGCACGCGCGUGUCACCGUCAAGUACGACCGGCGGGAGCUGCAGCGGCGGCUGGACGUGGAGAAGUGGAUCGACGGGCGCUUGGAGGAGCUGUACCGCGGCAGGGAGGCAGACAUGCCCGACGAGGUCAACAUUGAUGAAUUGUUAGAAUUAGAGAGUGAAGACGAGAGAAGCCAGAAAAUCCAGGGACUGCUGAAGUCGUGCAGGAACCCCACAGAGGACUUCAUCCAGGAGCUGCUGGCGAAGCUGCGGGGCCUCCACAAGCAGCCGGGCCUCCGCCAGUCCAGCCCCUCCCAGGACGGCAGCCUGAGCCCCCUCCAGGACCGGGCCCGGACUGCGCGCCCCUGACCCUCACCUACCGCCGUGGCCCCUCCACUGUACCCAGCGCCGCCCCAGCUUGUUUAUAAGUUGUAUUUAAUGUAACAAUAACAUCGCCAGGCUGUUUUUCCU
Galeopterus variegatus (Sunda flying lemur) is the source of this 593-nucleotide messenger RNA. RefSeq names its product protein phosphatase 1, regulatory (inhibitor) subunit 14A (gene PPP1R14A). Gene Ontology annotation, molecular function: protein serine/threonine phosphatase inhibitor activity. Gene Ontology annotation, biological process: regulation of phosphorylation. Gene Ontology annotation, cellular component: cytoplasm. The transcript is spliced from 4 exons. NCBI's taxonomy places the organism in Eukaryota, Metazoa, Chordata, Mammalia, Dermoptera, Cynocephalidae. The record is from RefSeq and is a predicted model, not a curated record. The coding region runs from base 48 to 491 and encodes 147 amino acids.